AUGCCGCCGGAAAAACCCACUUCCCCAAAUAGCCUCUCCGUUUACGAGGACGAAGAGCCGGAGGAAGAUGAGGACGAAGGAUAUUUCGGGGAUUUUAUUGGUGAUGAUGGGGAGUUUGAUAAUCCUGUUACGACGCCGUUUACAAGCCCGGAGAGGAGGCGUUGGAUUAAGACCGAAGAUAGAAAUGGGCAUAAUAAUCAGCAAUUCUCGGUGCUAUCGAUGGUGGCGACAGCGCUGCGGCGGUCUCUGGUGACUUGCAGCGUGGAUAGGGAUCACAUGGAGUCUGAUGUGGACAUAGGGUGGCCCACUGACGUCCGCCAUGUCUCGCAUGUCACCUUCGACCGCUUCAAUGGCUUCCUUGGACUUCCUGUCGAGCUCCAGCCCGACUUCCCCCGAACACCCCCCAGCGCCAGUGCAAGUGUUUUUGGAGUUUCUGCACAAUCAAUGCAGUGUUCUUACGAUCAAAGAGGGAACAGUGUGCCAACAAUUCUUCUUAGGAUGCAAAACCAGUUGUAUUCAGAAGGCGGCCUUCAAGCAGAAGGUAUAUUCCGUAUCAAUGCUGAGAAUAGUCAAGAAGAACUUGUCCGGAACCAGCUUCAUAAAGGGGUUGUGCCCCGUGGAAUUGAUGUUCAUUGUUUGGCUGGGUUGAUAAAGGCAUGGUUUAGAGAACUUCCAACUGGAAUUCUUGAUUCUCUGACACCAGAACAGGUGAAGCAUUGCAACACAGAAGAAGAGUGCUCCCAGCUUGCAAAGCUGCUUCCACCAACUGAAGCUGCAUUGCUCGAUUGGGCAAUCAACUUGAUGGCCGAUGUUGUGCAAAAUGAACAUCUAAAUAAGAUGAAUGCACGCAACAUUGCUAUGGUUUUUGCUCCCAAUAUGACUCAGAUGGCCGAUCCUUUGACCGCAUUAAUUCAUGCAGUCCAAGUUAUGAACUUUCUCAAGACCUUGAUAUCGAAAACUCUUCGUGAAAGAGAAGUAUUAGCUACCACCGACCGAUUAUUCUCAGCAUAUGCUGAUUCUGCAGGCAACAUAGGUGGUGACCACCCAUCAAAUGCAACUGCAAUGGUCUUGUACGAGCAGGCUUGUGAUGGUUGCUCAUGUUCAAGAUCCGCCUGUGGCAGCCUCCUGUGGAGUGCCACUUUAGAGAGACUGGAAGCUGAUAGCAACGAAAAAUCCUCGAGAUUAAGGUGUAAGAGUGAUGUUGAUGAGAAAUAUGAAUCUGUUGCAGGUAUAAUCUCACCUGAAAAAAGCAAAAGACAAUCAGCUUCCAGUAGAUUUAGAGACGAAUAUGACAACGAGGAAGUUGAGGGGGUAUUCAAUAGGCUAAGUUUGAGAAAAGGAGUGCGAAAACUAUGCAAGCAUCCUGUAUUUCAGUUGAGUAAGCCAGUCAAGAAGAGUCGCGGAGUUGGAAUUGUAAAUACUCGAGGAGGUGCAGAAACUUGGGCAUACGAUGGAUGCAACUCACACUCAGGUGUGUGUUCUGUACGGGCUGAGUAA
This is a messenger RNA of Fraxinus pennsylvanica, 1497 nucleotides long. NCBI's taxonomy places the organism in Eukaryota, Viridiplantae, Streptophyta, Magnoliopsida, Lamiales, Oleaceae. The record is from the annotation of a GenBank genome assembly.